AUAAAACUACUACUACUAUAGUGGUGACCUACAAUCUUUGAAGUUUGAUUGAUUGAAGUAAUCCAGCAAAAUUAACAAGAAAAAGCAAUUCCUGAAUUUCUGGCCCUUUUCAAAGAAAGCUGUUUUAAUUAGAUAUUAGAUCAUGCGGCCAUGAUUAGAAACUAAAACAUGUCGUCCCCUCAAAGCGUAUCAGUCGAUCAAAUGCGACAAAUACUAAAUGAAAUUAUAGACGCCCUGGAAUCGCCUGAUUAUGCUUCCAAACUCGAUGAAGCUAAAGAAGCUGCUGGUAAUGAGAUGUUGAAAAUGAUGCAAAUAGUCUUCCCCAUGGUUGUGCAAAUAGAAAUGGAGACAAUAAAGCACCAUGGCUUCAAUAAUUCACGUGAAGGCAUAGUUCAAUUCACUCAGCUUAUUCGUGACCUGGAGAGCAUUGAUGGUGAGGUUGCCCGUCUUCAUACUCAAAUCCGAAGCCACUACCUGCCCCCUGUGUCCAUCAGUUCUUCUGUUGACACAUCUUUGUAAAACAGUAUUAAAGAUAUUAUCAACCUAACUAAAUGUUAGGGAAAGGUCCCAGAAAGCAGGUAAAUAAAUAUUCAUUCCCGUUUACCAUAUUAAAGCUUCUCACACAUAUUUAAUAUAACAUAAACAUUGAACAUGUAUUUGUAUUAAACAAUACAACUCUGCUGACUCAAGUCCCACAUGCAGGUACAAAUUGUUCCAACAAAACAUGUACUCUUGUUUACCAAUGACAUUCACUAUGAAGAAACAACAUUGUGUAAUAAAAACCAAAUUUGCAAAUUACAAAUAAUUACUGGGUGGUAGGAUGUAAUAUGUGUCUAUUUCUGUUAGGAAGCAGUCAUCCAUUUGAGUUUUAAAGGUGUGACAGCCAUUAUACAAUUCAAUUAUACAUUGACAACGCUUGCAGCUGAAAGUAAGUAUUGUACUUUUUGACGAAGCAUGUUGCUGAUAACUUUAUUUCUGUAAUAUGACGAAGCAUGUUGCGGAUAAUAACAUGUACUUUUAGGUUAGGAAUAUUGUUCUUUUUUUUUAUAAUAAAUAAAUUGAUUGUACAAAAACUUACAAAAAAA
Bombyx mori (domestic silkworm) is the source of this 1085-nucleotide messenger RNA. Its product is annotated as protein C10. The record is from RefSeq and is a predicted model, not a curated record. The transcript is spliced from 3 exons. The coding region runs from base 169 to 519 and encodes 116 amino acids. NCBI's taxonomy places the organism in Eukaryota, Metazoa, Arthropoda, Insecta, Lepidoptera, Bombycidae. Gene Ontology annotation, biological process: post-embryonic development.